UCGGACUAAAAAGCUGAGGGCCUACAUUCCAAAGAGCAAACCUCAGUUGUCUCCGGAUUACCUCCUUGAAUGUAAUGAGCAAAGCAUUCUGCUUGUGGGGAAACCUGGAAUCGGGAAAACAACAGUUGCUCUGGAAAUGGUUAACCUUUGGGUAAACAAGGAGAGCUGCAAACUAAAGUACUUGUUCUACUUUGAUGAAACAACACUACGUGGGAUAUCACCAGUGGAUUUGGAAUCAUUGCUCUUUGGGGCGUAUGCUGAACCAAGUUUAAACAGAGAAGAGGUUCUUGAGGAUAUUAAGGACAACUCUGAAUAUGUCACAGUCAUUGUUGAUGAUAUCAACAGUGUGCAGAGGAACUCAAUUUUAAAAAGGAUAUUUGACAAAGACCUUCUUCCUGAGGCCAAGGUUGUGGUAACCUGCAGACUAGAUUGUGAAGAGUUUCUGCCCAUCCAGACACCUUGCAGAGUGUGUGUUGAGGGGUUUAGUGAAGAAUCGAUCCAGACAUACAUGUCCCACAUGCUAAGAGAGAAACCUGAUGCUCUGAGCUACAUACUCGGGAAUCCUGAGCUGCGUAGCCUCUGCCAUGUUCCUGUGAACGCAUUCAUGGUUGCUGCCUGUCUGCUGUUUCCAAGGACUGCUACUCCAAGUCUUUUUAACACAACUGAGGUCUACAUCAACAUCUUCUAUCAAAUAAUGAAGAAAUGUGACCCAAACCUGACGUUAAGACAACUAAAAAAGUUCAUUCAACGCAACAUGGAGAAGAUACAAGAUUUGUGUAAAGAUGCAUUCCUUGCAAUCAACCAGAGGUCUAUACUCAUGCAGGGUUGUGAAGACACCGACAUUGAACAUAAUUUUCUGCAUCUGCUUACCAUGAGGGAUGGCCCCUUUCCUGUGAAAACAUAUCGGGCAUUUCUCCACAACACUCUGCAGGAGUUCUUUGCUGCAAUAUGGUUGCUGUCUAAUCCAGAAGAUAUUGAUGGAUUCCUCCACCAGUGCAACACUGAUGAAGGAAAACACAUGAGGCAUGUGAUUCCUUUUUUGUGUGGUCUGCUUUCUGAGAGAAAUCUCUCAUUAGUGAAUUUUCUAUGUCCAGAGGAGCGUAUUGAAGUGGCCUCUACCGGAUUCAUCGAGAAAGUUUUAUCCCUUUACAUGAAUGCGGACCAGGACUUCGAAGAUAGCAAUGAAGAGCUUCUCUUUCUGUGUCAGUGCCUAUUUGAACUACAGUCCCCUCAGGCAUGCUCAGUUUUUCUCAGCAGGGUGAACUACAGUUUGGACUUGGCAGAUGGCGAUCUGCAUCCACAUCAGUGUUGCGCAUUGUCUUAUGUAAUCAAACAGGCUACGAGCAUGAAGGUUACUCUUGAUUUGGAGAACUGCAGAAUAUCUGAGCAAGGAUUUAAGUUCAUCCUUGACUGUUGUGAAUAUGUCAGAAUUGAUUCCAGCCUUUUACGUGAAAUAUGGACAAUCACACUGAGUUGUGAAAACCCAGGAUUUGUCCCUGACUUGCUGAAGCUUUCAGGAGCUGAAAUGCACCUGCUUGCUUGGGAUCCAUCUGUGUUUGAGAGAGCAGGAGAAGUGCUACGGCAGCACCCACAGCAGAUGAGCCUGGUCCUGCACUGUCAUCAGUUAGAACAGUCCCUAAGUAAGGACCUCUGCCGUGUCCUUCUCAGUGUUCUACCACACAUCACCUCUCUCAGAUUCACAGAAGAGGACAUGAAUAAAUAUUCAAAGGAAGUGUUCCGGUUCCUGCUGGAUCUGAGUUUAGCAGCAGCUGUGUCUGAUUCAGCUGCAGGAGAGGGUUUCUCUGAGCUUUUGUGCUCUGUGUGCACCUUCCCUUUUGAGAGGACUGACGAUGACUAUGGCGACAAGUAUCAAUGUUUUCUCCUGGAUCUGUGUUCUCGUGUCAAGGAUAUUGAGAUAAAAACAAGCAAAAGUCUCUUGCCUGCAUUUAAGCCAUUUUACCAGUCAGGUCCUGAACAGUGGCGUAUAGACCUAAGAAGGAGAAAGAGCUCAAUUUUUCUCGAAGUGCUAAAACUCCAAAAAGAGAAGAAACCCGUAGAGGUGCACAAUUUUCCAGUUGAGGAGAAUGAAGUGAGGAGUUUCUUUCAGUGUCUUCCCUACAUCUCACAGCUCAGAUUCCAGGAGGAUUUCCGGUGUACGUAUUUAAAAGGAAUGCUCCAGUUCCUGCUGAAGCUGAGUGUAGUGGCAGCUGAGUAUGAUGCUGCUGCAGGAGAGGGUUUCUCUGAGCUCUUGUGCUCUGUGUGCACCUUCCCUUUUGAGAGGACUGAUGAGGAUUAUGGCUACGACUAUCUAUAUUUUCUCCUGGAUCUCUGUUCCAGUGUCAAGGACAUUGAGAUUAAAACAAGCAAAAGUCUCUUGCCUGCAUUUAAGCCAUUUUACCAGUCAGGUCCUGAACACUGGCUUAUAAACCCAAGAAGGAGAAAGAGCUCCAUUUUACUCGAAGUGCUGAAACUCCAAAAAGAGAAGAAAUCAGUAGAUGUGUUGGAUUUUCCAGAUGAAGAGAGUGAAGUGAGGAGUUUCCUUCAGUGUCUUCCCUACAUCUCACAGCUCAGAUUCCAAGAGGAUUUCAGGUAUACAUAUGUAAAAGGAAUGCUCCAGUUCCUGCUGAAGCUGAGUGUAGCGGCAGCUGAGUUUGAUGCUGCUGCAGGAGAGGGUUUCUCUGAGCUCUUGUGCUCUGUGUGCACCUUCCCUUUUGAGAGGACUGAUGAGUAUUAUGGCGAUGAGUAUCAAGAUUUUCUCCUGGAUCUGUGUUCCCGUGUCAAGGACAUUGAAAUUAAAACAGGCAAAAGCCUCUUGCCUGCAUUUAAGCCAUUUUACCAGUCAGGUCCUGAAGACUGGCUUAUAAACCUAAGAAGGAGUAAGAGCUCCAUUUUUCUUGAAGUGCUGAAACUCCAAAAAGAGAAGAAACCUGUAGAGGUGUUCGAUUUUCCAGAUGAAGAGAGUGAAGUGAGGAGUUUCCUUCAGUGUCUUCCCUACAUCUCACAGCUCAGUUUCCAGAAUAUAUCUAAAGUAGCCUUCAACUUCCUGGUGAAUCUGAGCGUAGCAGCUGAGUGUGAUGCAGCUACAGGAGAGAGUUACUCUGAGCUCUUAUCUUCUGUGUGCAGCUACAGCACAUUUCCUUUUGUGGAGUUGAAUGACAUUUAUCAGAAUGAAUUUCUGUUGGAUCUUUACUCCCACAUUAAGAGUUAUGACACCAAAACACACAGAAGUGUCUACUCACUAUUGCAGUCUGUGUACCAGUCAGCUCCUGCAGUCUGGUCCAUAGACCUCUCCAAGAGAAAGGCCUCCCUCCUCCUAGAAGUGCUGAAACUCCAAACACAGAAGAAACCAGUAGAGCUGAGAGGCUGGUCAGAUGAAGAGAGUGAAGUGAGGAGUUUCCUUCAGUGUCUGCCCUACAUCUCACAACUGAAACUCCAUCGUGUCUGUAAUGGGAAGCUCUUCCUGUUGGAUUGUGCAGCUGUUGGGUCUCAUCUGGUUGAGUUACUGGACAACGUUGAGCUGAAGCAGGACUUGUUCAGCAGGGAAUGCAGAACUUUGGGGCGAGUGCUUCGUGUGGCCUCUAAACUGGACCUCAGCCUGACACCUAAACACAUCUCUCUCAGGGGAGUCAGGCUGCUCUUCAGAGGAGUCACUCACCUCCACAAACUAAGGCUGAAUGUCACCAUGGUGAUGAGACUGGCCCGAGCGAUGAGGACGGGGAGAGGUUUGGCUCCAGUCUCUGUUGAGGAGCUCAGUCUGGACGUCAACAGUAAAAAAGUCUCUCAGAGAGCGCUGUCCAGGGUCCUGAGCUGCCUGGCUCUCCUCCUCAGGCUCUGGACGGUCCAGUGUCUGGAUCUGACAUCUUGCAGGGUCGAAGGUCACUCUCUCAUCAUCCUGCUCUGUCAACAGGACCCUCUCAAGCUCAGACUGAGUAAGGAAAAUAUGCAGCAGCUGUUCAUGCUGUUGUCUGAUGCACAGGAAGUGGAAAUCAUGGAGUCCUUCCUGAACAAGGUCGGAGGAGACCUGACCUCGUGCACUUUGACCCAGGAAGUGCUUGUCUGCCUGCUGCAGCAUCACUCUGGACCUGUGACCGUGGACUUCAGGAAGAUCAAGAUCACUGAGAAGAAUGUUCGAGACCUCCUUCAUCUGCUGGACAGGAUACAGUUCAAGAGGCUCACCCCAGGAUUCAUCAUGUGCAUCAUCAGAGGGAUCUACCAGAGUCGUUCUCCUCAGUAUGUGAGCAGCCUGCUGAGAUCUACAGAGAACCACAUCAUCCUGACCACCAGAGGCCUGGAUGCGGCUGACUGUGCUGCCCUGCGUUUCACCUUACAGCACAGCCAGGGCGUCAGACUCAACCUGAUGUGGACCUCCGUACCAGAGGGGGAGCUAGAGAGCCUCCUGCAGCUUCUCAGCAAUGUCUCUCAGCUCAGUGUUGACAGGCAGCUGCUGUUGAGGUUCCUCCACUGCUGUGAGUCCUCAGAUGUCCAGCAGGGGGCAGCAGCAGCUCUUCUUCAGGCUCUGCAGUACAGACUGGACUUCUCCUGCUCCUCUGCUAUGGACCUGACAGAAGAGACACAGGAACCACCGCUGCACCUGAGACCUGAGGACUGCAGGGUCAUCUCCAUGGUGAUCCAGAGGGUCAGCGUCAACCCUGAGCUCAUGCUGAUGGACUGUGAUGUGGAGGAGGCGGGGCUAGAACACCUUUUCUCUGUUCUAGAGAGAAUACGUUUGAGGUGCAGUAAGGGCCAGUUGUUGCAGCUCCUGGCGCUGGUGUGUGUCGGCUCUGAGAGAGAGUGUGUGAGGAGAGCCGUGUCUCUCUCCCAUGCUGUGCGUGGGGAAGUGGACCUCAGUCACACUGUGCUGGACGCUCGGGCCUGUGGAUCUCUGGCGCUGUUUCUGGAAUAUUCUGAGGGGCUGUCAGAACUGGACCUCAGCCACUGCCAGCUCACAGACCAAUGCCUGGAGCCACUGCUCCCACAUCUACACAAAAUACAGUCACUGGACCUCAGUAACAACAGCAUCACAGAUGAAGGGGCUCAGCUGAUCCACAAUACCGUCAAUGCAGCCACAUCCAUUCAGACCGUUAGGCUCUUCAACAAUAACAUUCAGAACAGACGGCUCUUCCAGGGAGACGCACGCUUUGAGCUGUGGUGACCCUGUAGGUGUGCUGCUAUCGCCACUGGAUUUGACCUGAUGUGUUUCAUACUCACACCAUGCCAUGCAAUGCGUCACUCUGAUGUAGUUAAUGUGUUCAGAAGUGAGACAGUGAUCAAAGUAGGAAGGAAACAGCACGCACACAUACUAUAUCAGGGCAACGUGCUGUUGGAGAGAUUGUAAGGAUGCUCAGAGGAGUACAAGUGUAAGAAGAAAGUGAAGUGACAUUGUGACACUUCGGUCCUCAUUGGUCAACAUUAUGGGUUCCACAGGUCAAUGACUUUGGUGAAGAAAAUACAUUAGAUUACAUUAAGACGUGAAGACAUUACAUUAUCUUUCAAAUACAUUACAAGAAAUAUAUUUUUUCCUUACAAGAAAUAUAUUUUUUCGUGCUUAGCAGUGUACUUGGUCUUACUUGAACCAUUGUGCCUUACCAUUUAUCUGCUGCUGAAUUGUGCAUAUUCUUGAAAGCCAUACUGUUGAUUCAGUUUCUGUUUUAUUCCUGGAUGGUUUUAGCCUGGCUAGCGCCUAGCACUUCUCAAAUGAGACAUGGUCUGGCAACCAGACGUUCAUUUUCUCAUAUUUGAAAAAAUGCCAAGAUCCGUUCAUUGGGCGCCACGGAUGUCUAUCAAAUGCGUCUGUGCAUAGCUCAUCAUGGUCUUGCUUUCUCCCCUGUUCUGUGAUUGGUUUCCAGACUGCCCUAGCAGCGUAAAUGAAAUCGCAGCGCAAGGCAGGAUGGUAACACCCAGGCUAGGAUGGUUUGGUGAUUGUAAAGGUUUUGGGAUUUUACAUGAUUUAAAAAAAAAAAAAAGACAUUAAAUAAGACAUUACCAUGGUAAUUGGGAUGUACUGUAAAAGGAAAACUUUUCAAAUGUUGGUCUAUCUUUAGUGUAUAGGAGGACAUCUUGGUUUCUAUUGGACAAUCUUUUGUGUGUUAGACAUUUUAUGGGUUCCAUGGGUCAGUAACUGUAUUCAGCAAAUGCAUUUUUUUAUGUUUAGAAUUAUAUUUUUUCACCUUUGUUGCUGAUUUGAACAUAUUCAGUCUUUCUAGCCAUACUGCUGAUGUACAGUAUAUUAUUUUAUUUGGUUGGGUUAUGGUUAGAUUAUUGUAGUUUCUGCAUGACAUGACAUGACUCUGUUUCUUCACCAUGGUUCGAAUGUACUGUAUCUCAGGCAAGCAUGAUGUCAAAUAUUAUGUCAAUCAAUCAAUCAUCCAUCAGCUGAGUAGUGUUCAGUUUGUCCUCAUGAAAAUCAGUUAUGCAGAGAGGGCUUUUCAUCAGUGCCAUCACCAAUAGCUCAAAGAAGCUUUACUGUGCACUGUGGUACUUGAAGCUAACGGCCUGACACUGUAACUCUUUAUAUGUGCAGUUAUUACUAGUAUGGAUAGUGUAUAGAAGUAUGUUCAUUGUGAUGCAUUGUGGAUAGUUUACUGUGCUUUUACAAUGCUUUAUGGAUGUGUUUACAGUAUGGAUACAGAGAUUUGUUACUUAACUGUUUACUCACACAUGUUACUGUUUGAUGAAACUGUAUUCAUGAUAACUUGAGUUUUGUAUCUCAAAGGUACUGGCACAAACAUUUACAGCCAGCCAGCAGAAGGGACUAUGAAAUGUGUAAUGAGAUCAUGUGUUUGAAUCUGGACGUUUGCCUCUCGGACUGAACUGUGCUGCAGGACAGUAAAUGGGAGUAGUUCAACAGGGAGGGCAAGAUGCUCUACAGUCUUGCACUGUAGUGUACAAUGUGUAAUGUGUUUACUACAUCAAUAAAAACAGGAGUC
Messenger RNA from Sardina pilchardus (European sardine), 6926 nucleotides. RefSeq lists its product as uncharacterized. The transcript has 14 exons. The record is from RefSeq and is a predicted model, not a curated record. NCBI's taxonomy places the organism in Eukaryota, Metazoa, Chordata, Actinopteri, Clupeiformes, Clupeidae. Gene Ontology annotation, molecular function: protein binding. The coding region runs from base 137 to 5152 and encodes 1671 amino acids.